Nematocida minor is the source of this 1044-nucleotide messenger RNA. RefSeq names its product glycerol-3-phosphate dehydrogenase (NAD+). Gene Ontology annotation, cellular component: cytosol; glycerol-3-phosphate dehydrogenase (FAD) complex. Lineage: Eukaryota; Fungi; Microsporidia. Gene Ontology annotation, molecular function: NAD binding; protein homodimerization activity; glycerol-3-phosphate dehydrogenase [NAD(P)+] activity. The transcript has a single exon. Gene Ontology annotation, biological process: glycerol-3-phosphate catabolic process; carbohydrate metabolic process. Bases 1 to 1044 code for a protein of 347 amino acids. The record is from RefSeq and is a predicted model, not a curated record.
AUGGACAAAGACGUAGCAGUGAUAGGCGGAGGAAGCUGGGGGACCACAAUAGCAAAACUGAUCGCUGAAAAUAAGCAGAAAAAAGGGGAAAAUGGAGCAGUGAGAAUGUGGAUAUACGAAGAGACGGUUAAUGGCAAGAAAUUGACAAGUAUAAUAAAUGAUGAACACGAAAAUGUAAAAUAUCUCCCAGAAGUCAAGCUGCCCUCUAACCUUGUGGCGUAUCCAGAGAUCAAACAAGCCAUAGAGGGCGUGGAUGUGAUAGCUCUGGCUGUGCCGCACGAGUUUUUAGAUGGAAUUCUGCAGCAAAUAAAGAGAAACAUAUCAGACAAAGCAAUUUUAGUAAUUCUCACAAAGGGAUUCUUCUUCAGAAAAGACAAGAUAGAGCUCAUCUCGCAGAGUAUAAAGAACUACAUGAAUGUCCGUGUGUGCACGCUGAUGGGAGCGAACAUUGCAGGAGAUGUAGCCAGCGGAAAACUAAGCGAGUGCACCCUGGGAUACCAGGAUGAAGGCGCCAUAGAUGAAGUGCUUGCAGUGUUCAGCUCGGAAAACUUUAAAGUAAGCCCAGUGCUCGACUACGGAAGCGUUGAAGUGUGUGGUACACUGAAAAACGUGGUGGCUGUUGGAUACGGAAUAGUAUCAGGGCAUGGACACGGCGUAAACACUCUGGCUGCAGUUAUCCGAAAUGGGCUGCUUGAGAUCGUCAGGUUCUGCGAUGAGUUUAUUGCACAAAACAGCACAUCUGCUGCAAUUCCCGUCGUAUUCUUUGAGUCUUGCGGACUGGCUGAUUUAAUCGUCACCUGCACCUCAGGAAGAAACUACAAAUACUCAAAGAUGGCGGCUGAAAAAAAGAUCUCCAUACCCACUGUAGAAAAAGAAGAAAUGAACGGACAAAAGUUGCAGGGCUACUCCACAAUAAAAGAGCUUAUUGUGUUCAUGGAGUCAAAAAAAAUAGAGAAGAAGUACCCCUUCCUCUACGCGAUAGGAACAUCAGCUACAACCGAUAUGUCAGCUGAUAGAAUUCUCAAAGUGAUACAAGAAAAAUAG